Fukomys damarensis (Damara mole-rat) is the source of this 1827-nucleotide messenger RNA. It is a transcript of the gene Tnfsf13, whose product is annotated as TNF superfamily member 13. Gene Ontology annotation, cellular component: membrane. Lineage: Eukaryota; Metazoa; Chordata; Mammalia; Rodentia; Bathyergidae. Gene Ontology annotation, molecular function: tumor necrosis factor receptor binding; receptor ligand activity. The transcript has 8 exons. The record is from RefSeq and is a predicted model, not a curated record. Bases 646 to 1482 code for a protein of 278 amino acids. Gene Ontology annotation, biological process: immune response; positive regulation of isotype switching to IgA isotypes.
CCAACUGGCAUUUGUGAGCAGAGAGCAGAAAGGUGCACUGCCCCGGAAAAACUGGUCCUCCGUUCAAGGUACUGCAGAGGUGGCCUCAUUUCCCUAGGAGGCGAACUUCCUCCUGUGGGGGAAUCCCUGGCUGGGAGGAGCAGGGGCCCUUUCUCUUGGAGACCUCAGGACAUUCAUCACCCCUAGCAAACUUUCACAGAGCUCUCUCCUGUGCCAGGCGCAGAGGGUCUUCCACACUCAGCCGCGAGCCUCAACACUGCCCAGCAUAUCCCCCAUCCCUGCUCCUGGCACCAUGCCCCAUAGCCAGCCAACCUUCCCUCCCCCAACUCUGAGGCCACCCCCGCUUUCCUAAGCCCUGGCCGCUCCUCCUGGGUGUCACUGGCAGCCCUGUUCUUCCUAGAGAAACUGGCACCAAACUCUCCUGAGGCUGGGGGGCGAGUCUCAAGGUGACACUAGCCCCACAGCAGGGUACCAGAACACCAGUAGUACCCCCAGCUUGCUUUCCCCCUCCCUCCUUUUCUCAAGUUCCUUUUUAUUUCUCCCUUGCGUAACACCUUCUGCACAUUGCCUGCACCCCCACCCUCCCCAGCCACCUCCUUGCCACCCCAUUCCUGAGGCCACAGCUGUUGGCAGGGUCCCUGGCUCAUGCCAGUCUCAUCUCCUGUCUUGCUAGCCCCUAAAGGGCCCCUGGACAACAUGGGGGGCACAGUCCGAGAGUCGGCACUCUCAGUUGCUCUCUGGUUGAGUUGGGGGGCGGCUCUGGGGGCUGUGGCUUGUGCCAUUGCUCUGCUGACCCAACAAACAGAGCUGCGAAGCCUAAGGAGGGAAGUGAGCCAGCUGCAGAAGAGCGGCGGGCCCUCUCAGAAAGGGGAAGGGUAUCACUGGCAGAGCCUCCGAGAGCAGAGUCCUGAUGUCCUAGAAGCCUGGGAGAAUGGGGAGAGAUGGAGGAGAAGGAGAGCAGUGCUCACCCAAAAACGGAAGAGUGAGCCCUUGGGCACAUCAGGGGCGGGAGAGAAGCGCUCAGUUCUGCAUCUUGUUCCCAUUAACGUUACUUCCAAGGAGGAUUCUGAUGUGACAGAGGUGAUGUGGCAGACCGCUCUCAGGCGUGGGAGAGGUCUGGAGGCCCAAGGAUGCAUUGUCAGAGUCUGGGAAGCUGGAGUUUAUCUGCUGUAUAGCCAGGUCCUGUUUCAGGAUGUGACUUUCACCAUGGGUCAGGUGGUCUCUCGGAAAGGCCAGGGAAGGCAGGAGACACUAUUUCGAUGUAUACGCAGCAUGCCCUCUGACCCUGACAGGGCCUACAAUAGCUGCUACAGUGCAGGUGUCUUCCAUUUACACCAAGGGGAUACUCUCAGUGUCAUAAUUCCCCGGGCAAAGGCGAAACUUAGUCUCUCUCCACAUGGAACCUUUCUGGGGUACCCUCUACUUUUUCACCUAACAAUAAGCCGCAACCUCGCUUCUGUCUAUUGGGGACCGCUUCCGUGACUAUCUUCACAGACACAUCUAUUAUGCGUCUGUCUGCAUCGGGUGCCCGACGAUGAAGAUGGGGGGGCCCUUUGCAACCACAUUAUUCUUCGGGUCCUAAGUUUUGCCCUUCAUGCUUUCCAUUCUUGUGGCGUGGCAGGCCACCCCUCCGGGCUGGGACUGGUGCCCAGGGAGCUCUGGAUAUGUCGUAAGCUUCAGUCCUUUGAGCUCUUGUGCUCAAGCCAAGCUUAAAGUUAAAUAAAAAAGAAAGAGCGAUACUCCGACUCCGUUUCCCCUAGUAGUACCUCGACUCGGGCCAGUCCUUGUAACCGGACCUCCCUUCCCCUCCUGUCUCCGUUCCCGUGC